AUGCUGGACUUUGGGGUGUCAAUUUUUUGCAAUUUUCUGAAGGACUACACAGACGAAAGCAUGAAUUCAAACAACUGGCUUUCAUUUCCUCUUUCUCCAACUCACUCGUCUUUACCACCUCAUCUUACUACUCAAUCCCACAAUUUUUCUCUUGGUCUAGUGCAUGAUAACAUGGACACCCCCUUUCCUAACCAAGAAUGGAACUUGAUUGGGGCACAAGGCGGAAAUGAUCAAGUCCCUAAAGUUGCUGAUUUUUUAGGUGUAAGCAAGUCAGAGAACUCUUCAGAUCUUGUGGCGUAUAAUGAUAUUCAGGGUAAUGACACCGAUUAUAUGUUCACAAACAGCAGUUUAUUGCCACAAGUUGAAAAUACUUUAUCUGCCACCCCUACAAGUUACGAACUGCCAGAAAAUGCAAGUACUUUGCAGUCCCUGACAUUGUCUAUGGGCAGUGGAAAACGUUCGACUUGUGAAACGAGCACUGGUGAUAACACUAGCAAUGAUAACACUACCAAUAGUACUACUAAUAGCGUCGUUGAAGCUAACCCUAGAAGGACUUUGGAUACAUUUGGUCAGAGAACUUCGAUCUAUCGUGGUGUAACUAGGCAUAGAUGGACAGGAAGAUAUGAAGCUCAUUUAUGGGAUAAUAGUUGUAGAAGAGAAGGGCAAUCAAGAAAAGGACGUCAAGUUUAUCUCGGUGGAUACGACAAAGAAGAGAAAGCAGCUAGGGCUUAUGAUAUGGCUGCACUAAAGUAUUGGGGAACUUCUACCACCACCAAUUUUCCGAUUACUAACUACGAAAAAGAAGUUGAGGAUAUGAAAAACAUGACCAGACAAGAAUUUGUAGCAUCCAUACGAAGGAAGAGUAGUGGAUUUUCUCGUGGUGCAUCAAUGUAUCGAGGUGUUACCAGGCAUCACCAGCAUGGAAGAUGGCAAGCAAGAAUAGGAAGAGUGGCAGGCAACAAAGAUCUAUACUUGGGAACAUUCAGCACUGAAGAAGAAGCUGCUGAAGCAUACGACAUAGCAGCUAUUAAGUUUCGAGGUCUAAGUGCUGUUACAAAUUUUGACAUGAGUCGUUAUGACGUGAAGAGUAUUCUAGAGAGUAACACACUCCCCAUUGGAGGAGGUGCAGCUAAGCGUUUGAAGGAAGCUCAGGCAAUUGAGUCGUCAAGAAAACGUGAAGAAAUGCUUGCUCUUGGUUCUGGUUUUCCGUUUGGAACAACCGCUACAGCUGGUGGCGUUUUGCAAGCUUAUCCUCUUUUACAGCAACCAUUUGAGACACAAUCUCCACAACCUCUGUUAACGUUACAAAACUCUGAAAUUUCACAUUAUACAACACAGGAUCCUCAUUUUCACCAAAAUUACCUCCAAUCCCAUCACCAUCAUCCUUAUAACAUGCAUAGCCCUCACCAUUCAUCCAGUCAAACCCCUCAGUAUUACAAUAGCUAUCUUCAAAACAACCCGGUUUUGCUUCAUGGGUUGAUGAACAUGGGGGUUGGUGGAUCUUCAUCUUCUGUGAUGGAUACUAACAACAAUGGUGGUAGCUCUAGUGGAAGUUACAGCGGGGGAGGGUAUUUAGGUAAUUUCCUUGGACAAUCUGGAAGUACGGCGGAGGAGCUCGCCAUGGUUAAGGUUGACUAUGACAAUCUGCCAACUGAGAACUAUGCUGGCUGGUCUGGUGAUUCGUCCGUUCAAGAAUCAAACCCAAGUGUUUUUACAAUGUGGAAUGACUAAUUAACAUGUUCAGAAAGAUCGAAGGAUAUGCAAAAAGUCUAGACUUUCUGAUAAUAACAAUUUUUAUUUUCUUUGUUCUGUAAUGGUUUUUUAACGUAAUGGAUGUUCACAAGGGUC
Messenger RNA from Lactuca virosa, 1848 nucleotides. NCBI's taxonomy places the organism in Eukaryota, Viridiplantae, Streptophyta, Magnoliopsida, Asterales, Asteraceae. The record is from the annotation of a GenBank genome assembly.